AUGACGAAGGGUGCCAUCCUCGCACUCAACAGCGAUACCUUGAAGAUGGAGCGGCAGAAGCUUCUGCGUGCUCAAGAGAAUGAGCGAGCCUGGCUGAAAUCCGCCUUGCAGUGCGAGCUCAAUCAGCUCAAGCAGUUGGAGCAUGCCAACCUGGUGCUGCAGGGCGAGGCCAAUGACAAGGAGGAGAAGAUGAGGGAACAGUCUCGGAAGCUAAAGGAGUUGAACGACAAGCGUGCUGUCGAAGAGGAGCGCAAGCAGAUGGAGAUGGAAGCACGGCAGAAGCUCGAAAAGCAGCUUGCAAAAGAGGAGUUCCACAAGCAGCAACUCGAGCUUCAGAACAAGGCGAAGUUGGAUGCCCAGAAGUCGAAGGAAGCCUAUGAGAGGCAAGUUCGAGACGCCGAACGCAAGCGGGAGAUUGAAAGGGAGAAGGCUGCAAAGCGAGAGCAGGAGUACCGCGAUCUUCAAGCACGCAAGGAUGAGAUGAGGGCCCAAGAUCAGCGCAGGACUGACCUCAUGGCGCAGAAACAGGCGGCUUUCCAGGAUUUCCUGCGGGAGCGCAAGGAUGCGAGGGACAUGCGGAUCUACAACAGCAUUCAGGCGAACCAGGAGCUGGAACAGAAGCGCCGGGACGACUUCGAGAAGAAGCAGGCGGAUGACGCAGCGCGUGAGGAGAGGCUGAUGCAAGCACUGGCCAUCAAGCAGGAGGAGAGCGCGAAGAGGUCCUUCCAGACGAUGAUGAAACGCCAGGUCAUCAAAGAAGAGGCGAUGCGCCGCGCAGAAGAUCGCAGAAUGGCCAUCCUGGACCAGCAGGAGGAGACUGAGUAUCGGCUCAUGGAGCAUGAGGCCAAGAAAGAGCGAUACCUGGAUUUCAAGCGUGAGUUGGACGGCCUGCGCGCCAAGAACAAGGAGAUUAACGUCGAGCGCCAGAGAAGGCGUGAGGACUUCGAGCGCGAGUCUGUCGCGGACGCGGUCCGCAAGAAGGACGAUAAGAUCGAUCAGCUCAAUGCGGAGCGCCAGCGCAUGUGGGAGCUUCGAAGAGCCGCUCAGGCCGAGGCCUACAAGGCCAGAGAGCAGGUGAAGAACGAGAUCUUGAAGCAGCGGAUUCAGUCGAAGUUCGACUCCAAGAGCUUGGAGGACAAGUUGGGGAAUUUGAUGAGGAACGACCUCUUCAGUGCCAAGGUCCUACAGUCGAGCCAUUCAUUGCCUACCCUGAGGUCUACAGGUCCCGUGCAGGAGGGUUAG
Symbiodinium sp. CCMP2592 is the source of this 1242-nucleotide messenger RNA. NCBI's taxonomy places the organism in Eukaryota, Dinophyceae, Suessiales, Symbiodiniaceae. The record is from the annotation of a GenBank genome assembly.